This is a messenger RNA of Carya illinoinensis, 962 nucleotides long. Its product is annotated as VAMP-like protein YKT61. The transcript has 6 exons. Gene Ontology annotation, cellular component: Golgi apparatus; membrane. Gene Ontology annotation, molecular function: SNAP receptor activity. Lineage: Eukaryota; Viridiplantae; Streptophyta; Magnoliopsida; Fagales; Juglandaceae. Gene Ontology annotation, biological process: endoplasmic reticulum to Golgi vesicle-mediated transport. The coding region runs from base 140 to 739 and encodes 199 amino acids. The record is from RefSeq and is a predicted model, not a curated record.
UUUGUAAAACGCAUCAGAUCCCAACCUUGUUCCUGGGACCGAAUCACUCAUCGCUUUCUUCCCACGACGAAAUCAAAGUGCGCGAGAGAGAGCUGCAGAGAUUUGACUGAGAUAUUGUGUGUGUGUGAGAGAUAGAGAGAUGAAGAUCACGGCGCUCUUGGUGUUGAAGUGCAACCCGGAAGGGUCCGAUCCGGUCAUACUUGCGAACGCCACGGACGUCAGCCACUUCGGCUACUUCCAGAGGUCCAGCGUCAAGGAGUUCAUCCUUUUCGUCGCUCGCACUGUCGCCAAGCGGACCCCUCCCUCCCAGCGCCAAUCCGUCCAGCACGAAGAGUACAAGGUCCAUUCUUACAACAGAAAUGGCCUUUGCGCAUUGGGCUUCAUGGAUGAUCACUACCCAGUUCGAAGCUCCUUUUCUCUACUCAACCAGGUGAUAGAUGAGUACCAGAAAAACUUUGGUGACUCAUGGAAGACUGCACAAGUAGAUAAUACCCAACCAUGGCCCUAUCUGAGUGAAGCUUUGACAAAAUUUCAGGACCCUGCAGAGGCUGAUAAGUUGUUGAAAAUUCAAAGGGAGUUGGAUGAAACUAAAAUUAUACUCCAUAAGACUAUUGACAGUGUACUUGCACGAGGUGAGAAAUUGGAUAGCUUAGUUGAGAAGAGUUCAGAUCUCAGUGCAGCAUCUCAGAUGUUUUACAAGCAAGCAAAAAAGACGAAUCAGUGUUGUAGCAUACUGUGAACUUCUUCAUCAAGCGGCUCUCCUGUAAUUGCAUUCACAUUUUCAAAGGUCGAAGCUGAUGGAUGACAAAUCGUGAUUGUACUAUGUCUAUAUCGUUUAUCAAUUGUUUGCUUUGCAAAAUUCUGUGGCAUUUCCCCAUAUAUUCUAGACCAAAGAAAGGAAACUGUGUAUCAGCAGGAGAUCCUUCUAUUAUAGUAUUUAUGUGCUUGACAAGCUCAAAUCA